Molecule: messenger RNA, 1812 nt
Organism: Clonostachys solani
Lineage: Eukaryota; Fungi; Ascomycota; Sordariomycetes; Hypocreales; Bionectriaceae
Source: the annotation of a GenBank genome assembly
AUGGCUUUCAGAAAUAAAGGAAAGCUGAUAGUUGGGAUUGAUUAUGGCACUACGUAUUCAGGACUCAGUUUUGCCAUGUCCAAUGCAUCUGAUGUUGAAGAUAUCAAGCCUUGGACAAAGUAUCCUGGUGCCUCAUCUCAUCAUGCUGAGAUGGCUGUGAAAGCUCCAACACGAGUCGCGUUUGCAUGCGAAAAUGAUGAGCUUGACGAGGACGCGUGGGGCUAUCAAGUCGAACCAGAUAUGAAGGCGUACGCCUUGACGAAGCUCCUCCUGGAUAAAGAGACGCUCCAGUCAGAAUACGAUGAUCCAGAACUAGCUACUUCUAUUUCCAGAGGAGACGAAUUCAUGCUCCCCACCGGCAAGUCAGCGCUAACCGUCGCCACGCGAUUUUUGAAAGGAAUGUAUGACAUGUUCGAGCAGGCUGCUCUUGAGAUGUUGGGUGAAGACGGUUUCAAUGAUAUGCCUAUUGACUACUGGCUUACCGUGCCUGCGACAUGGAGCGAGAAAGCCAAGCUUCUCACAAAACGUGCCGCUCUCGAUGCUGGGUUUGCUUCCAAGGAGAGCGACAGGAUCAUGCUCAUCCCAGAACCAGAGGCAGCAGCACACGCGGUGCUCAAAUCCGGUCUGCACACUUUGGACAGUUUCGUCGAGACGGGGACUAAUGUGAUGGUUUGUGACUGCGGCGGUGGCACUGUGGACAUCACAUCUUAUGAGAUCCAAAGAACACAUCCUACCCUGAAACUACGAGAGGUAGCUGUUGGGGCAGCCGGAAAGUGCGGUGGCACAUUCGUGGAUAGGAAUUUCUUCAAACUCAUGGUAGAACGAUUCGGCGAGGCUUUCACAUCACUUGGGGUCGACCAAAUUGGACCAGCAAGCUCGUUUAUGGAUCAAUUUGAGCUCAAGAAAAAGGACUUCAGUAUGAAGAAUCCCAGCAAACGACCUCAUCGCCUGGUUCUUCCAAUGCCCUCGCUGCAGCUCACUCCAGAAAUCCAGAAGUACUACGAGAAGCGUUCGUCUUCUAUUUUGCUCAGGCCGGAAGACUUCAAGAUCUUGUUUGAUCCCGUCAUCGACAAGAUCGAACAAUUAGUUCAAGAUCAAGUCUCUGAAGUGGAGCAGCGGGAAGGAUCUUCCAUCAGCACCAUCAUGCUGGUCGGUGGCUUUGGAUCCUCACCGUAUCUCAACGAAAGAUUAGAGAUUUGGUGCAAACAACGAAAUAUUCGGCUGAAAACGCCUUGGAGUGGCGGGUGGUCUGCCAUCGUUCGUGGCGCGGUUCUCCGAGGGCUUGAGGGUUCAAUUGUCAAGGAGAAAAAAUGCCGCCGGCACUAUGGCUACGCACUUUCCCACCCAUAUUAUCCCUCACUUCAUGCAGGAUACGACAAAGUGAAACGUUUCACUCAUUACGACAGGUUCGAGAAGACGGAUUACCUAACAGGAUUCAUGACCUGGAGUAUGGGCAAGGGCACUGUCAUCAAUUCGUCGACUGAAAUUGAAGGCACAUUUUUUCGCCAGGUCUCCGAUCGUUCAGUCUUCAAUGGAUGGAUGACUUUGUAUUCAUGUAGCUUGGAUGACGGCCCACCGAACAUUGAGAACGACAGAAUCGAAGAAGUUGGAAAAGUCGCGUAUUCGAUCCCGCUAGAUGUUUUGGAUCUUGAUAAAACACAAAAUUUGGUUGAUAAAGAUGGGGCAACCUUGUUCAAACUCAAGUUCACUUUACGCACCCGACUUGAUGAUGAUUCAGGCCACCUUAUGUUCUCGGUUCACUAUGAUGGGGAAGAGGUCGGUAAGGCGGGAAUUGAAAUGGCUUCUAGUUGA